UACGAGGCGACGAUGCUUUAAUUUCAUUGUUUGAGGCGAGCGACGCCCCGCACAGACCCGGCGAGGAUCAAACACGUCUCAAGACCACUAUUGCUUUUCUCAUGGAAAUCGCAUCCAACCUCCCGCUCGCACGUGGAGUUUUGCACAUGCACGGGGAAAUAAACAUAGGCUAGUGCGCGCAGACACCGAAACUCGUCAGAACGAGAACUAUGUUCCACAGCCCAGUCGUGUUCCGCGGGUUUGCACGUUUCGUCUUCCUCGGAGGCUAGAAAAGUUGGAGAAGCCCAAAAACUCGUGGAGGCGGCGGUGCAAAGGAAAGGGGGUGCGCUGAAGGUGUUGCUCUGUGUGGAUUUCGCCAUGCAUGGUGCGUGUCCAUGGUGGUGCGAAUGAAGAGCGUGCAGUUUUGCAGAAAAGAAGGCAUGAGAAUGAGUGACUUAUAUUCUUUCACGUCGGGUUUUUAGACUUUUAUAAUCGCAGUGGGUCCCGCUGUGUUGGCUGCCGCAUGCCCUUGCAAGGUCUACGUGCAAAGUUGUUUCGCCUGGCCGUCAGAGAACAGUUUUGAAAAAUGCUUCUAUGGAUUGUUCUGACGGGUAUGCUCUGUGCCCUCUGCCAUGCUGGCCCGGCGUGCCCAACCGGCUGCGAGUGCUCCGAGGCAGCCUUGACGGUGAAAUGCGUAUCUAAAGAGCUCCAGGACAUCCCGAGUGGCAUCCCGGGCUACACCAGAAACCUCUUCAUAACGGGCAACUACAUCAGCCGCAUCGGACCCGAAUCCUUCAAAGGACUUGGGAACGUGACAACUUUGUCGCUUUACAACAACAGGAUCACGGAGAUCGAGUCGCAGACGUUCGCUGGGCUGCGCAGCCUGCGCUCGCUGGACCUGAGCGCCAACCAGCUGGUGGUGAUCCACCCGGAGGCCUUCUCGGUGCCCAGCCGCACGCUGCGCGACCUCAACCUCAGCCGCUCGCUCUACAACCACACGUCGGUGCGCGACCUAGCGGUGGCGCUGCGCUGGAGCGCCCUCUCCAGCCUCCAGGGCUUGGACCUGGGCAGCAACGGCCUCAUCUACCUGCCCGACCACAUCUUCCAGCACCUGAGCAGCCUGCGCCGGCUGCACCUCACCAACAACUCCCUGGUGGCCCUCCACAACGCCACCUUCGCGUCGCUGGAGCGCCUGGAGGACCUGGACCUGAGCAUGAACGCCUUCCGCACCUUCCGCGAGGAGGCGCUGCGGGAGCUGGACGGCUUGCCCUGGGCGCGCCUGCACCUGGGCCUCAACCCGUACACGUGCACCUGCGGCAUCGAGCCCUUCGCCGCAUGGCUGAACGAGUCGCGGGCCCGCGUGGCGGACGCCGAGCGUCUCUCGUGCGCCUUCCCGCCGGCCCUGCGCAACACGUCCAUCCUGGGGGUCGCCGAGGUGCCGCUGGGGUGCCACCGGGCUGGGGAGGGGCCGGACCUGGCCCUGCAGACGUCGUACGUGUUCCUGGGCAUCGUGCUGGGCUUCGUGGGCUUGAUGUUCCUCUUCGUGCUGUACCUGAACCGCAAGGGCAUCAAGAAGCGCAUCUACGACAUGCGGGACGCCUGCCGGGAGGUGUGGGAGGGGUACCACUACCGCUACGAGAUCGACUCGGACCCGCGCCUCUCGCACGUCUCGUCCAGCGCCGAUGUGUGACGUGACGGGGACGGGGACGGGGACAGGGACGGACAAUCAGACACUGAACCAGCUGAGACUUAAUUAAGCACACCUUAUUCAGCCAGGUAGACAAGCAAAUGACAGCACACAAAGGAGGAAUUAUCUGGCUGGACUUUUUUUUGGCCAUCUCAAGCUGGUUUGUCUGCCUUUGAGCAUAAUCACAAACCGUGCUGAUGUUUGACGGACGCUCACAAACAGUGCCGACUGACUGAGCCUCUCAGGCAGCUGAUUUUGCAAAGUGUCAAGUCAACACUUGUGAGUUCUACCAACAUUAUCAGUGUUAAAAUGCGAUUCUAUAGGUGGUGAAUUGACACUGCGAAAUCGACUGUGCGGCGGAUCCUAAUAGGCACGACUCUUCAGCUAGGUAAACGAGGGAACAGAGAGCACAAUGAGGAAGGAAUAUCUGACAGGACUUUUGCCUCGCGCCGGUUUGAACAUAACGCCUCUGAACAUAAUCACAAACAAUAUUCUAUUGGACAUAUGUUUGGACAUAUGGCAGUUGUCUAUGGUAUGAUUUGUUUUUUUUAUUAUGAUAUUUUAUUUUUUACCUUGAUGGACAUCCAGUAAAACAAAACAAAAAAACUAUGUGCCAUAUAUUGUGUAUAUAUAGAGUUCUAUUAUUAUGACUAUGAUGAAUUUGGACUUCUUUUCCACAAGAGCAUGCACUGCCUUGCCUGGCCUGGGAGAUUUCAUUCAGUGACACUUAAUCCAUGGUUAUGCACUAAUGCGCUCGUUCAUACUCUCUCUCUCUCUCUCUCUCUCUCUCUCUCUCUCUCUCUCUCUCUCUCUCUCUCUCUCUCUCUCUCUCUCUCUCAUACCAU
This is a messenger RNA of Engraulis encrasicolus (European anchovy), 2511 nucleotides long. It is a transcript of the gene tpbg1b, whose product is annotated as trophoblast glycoprotein a. The record is from RefSeq and is a predicted model, not a curated record. NCBI's taxonomy places the organism in Eukaryota, Metazoa, Chordata, Actinopteri, Clupeiformes, Engraulidae. Gene Ontology annotation, biological process: negative regulation of canonical Wnt signaling pathway. Gene Ontology annotation, cellular component: plasma membrane. Gene Ontology annotation, molecular function: protein binding. The transcript is spliced from 2 exons. The coding region runs from base 566 to 1669 and encodes 367 amino acids.